AUGCCCUCUUCCGCCUCCUCUCCUCAGAGCGCCGGUCACAAGCGAGCGUUUCCCGCUGACGAACCCCUCCACCAACUACCACAGGAUGGUGCGGCGGCCGCUUCAACGAAUUCCCCUCCUCCCCUCUCCGCGGCGUCGGCCACUUCGGCCUUCAGGAAUGUCUCGGCCUGCAAUCGCUGUCGGAUCAGGAAGAACCGUUGCGACCAACGUCUCCCUGCGUGUUCCACGUGCGAAAAGGCCAAUGUUCGCUGCGUAGGCUACGAUCCCAUUACCAAGAGGGAGAUUCCCCGAAGUUAUGUCUACUAUCUCGAGACGCGGCUGGCAUAUUUCGAGCAGCAGCUCAAGACGCAUGGGAUCCCUUACAAUGCUGGCGAGGUCUACAAUGCCGAGUCCAAGGAGCUGGGUGAUCCCGUCCAGUCACCUGCGAGCGCAAAGAGUUCUUGGAUAGGGCCACAAUCCCCUAGUAAUGGCUCGCCACGACCCAUCAAAAACGAAGACUGGGACAAGAAGCAAGAGGAUGCCGAUAAGCUCAACAAGCUGGUGUCCAACAUCGGCAUGGUUUCUGUGCAAGGGGCUUCCGAUGCACGAUAUCUUGGGUCUACAUCUGGGAUAUCGUUUGCUCGCGUCGUACUGGCUGCUGUAAAGAGCUCGGUGUCUUGCAACAAUUCUGAGCGAGCUGGUGUCCGACCGAGUCGUCCGUUGCCCAAUAUGGCCGCGUCGGGAGGUAGCUCCAUGCGAGACUCUUACUUCGGCCUCCAAACCAAGCCCACCAUUAAGGAAGCUCCAUUUCCAGAUCGUCCUUUAGGCGAGAAGCUGGUCCAUCUGUAUUUUGAGCACGCCAAUCCCCAGAUCCCAAUCCUCCAUCGAGGUGAAUUCAUGGAUUUGUUUGAUCGUACCUAUUCGAUUGAUCCUUCGAAACGCAGCAGUCGCGAACUAUACUUGCUCAAUAUCGUGUUUGCAAUUGGUGCAGGCAUUAUCUGGGGCUCUUCUGACCCCCAGCCGAACUCCCAACAAGGGGACUAUGCUCACAAACGGGUCAGACUGGCCAUGCAACAAGCUCAACCCGAGGAAUACCACGCUUCGGCCAUCGUCAAUCUUGGGUCAUUUUUGGCUGCGAGUUCAUCCCUGGAAGCGGCUGAGCGUCCCAAUGGUGAUUUAGAGGAGCUCCAGGCUGUGUUGUUGCUCUGCAGUUUUGCCUUGCUUCGACCUGUGGCGCCAGGUCUCUGGUAUAUUGUAGGCGUUGCAAUGAGGCUGGCCGUCGAUCUCGGCCUGCACUACGAAGAUGGUACCGGUAUCGCAGACAACAUCGACGACCACCAGGGUCCGCGGCCCUCGAUGGAUUCAAAACCACUGGGACCAGUCGACGCGAAGGAAAAGGGACGACGAGAAUGGAUUCGUGAUCUUCGCAGGCGACUUUGGUGGUGCACUUAUACCUUCGACCGCCUGGUCAGUACUUGUGUGGGAAGACCGUUUGGGAUUACAGAUCAAGUCGUAACCACCGAGUUCCCCUCCCUGCUCGACGACAAGUACAUCACAAGAGCUGGAUUUUUGCAGCCAGCCCUGCCAGAUGAACCCACGUACAAAUGGGUCUCGCAUCACUAUUUCCGCUUGAGGCUUCUACAAUCCGAGAUUCUGCAAGUGCUCCAACAUCAGCAAGCCCAACAAGCUCGUCUGACCGGCACCAAUCGCCGCAAUCAGUUCAUGCACACCAAGCUCCCAUCACCUUUCCUAAUCAAGUUCGACUCAUUCCGUUCGUGGCGACGAGAUAUUGAUCAGCGACUAUAUGAAUGGAAAGAAUCGGCGCCGGAACCAUCGGACACUGGAGUCAGUUUCUCAGUACAGUUCUUGGAGCUCAAUUACUGGCAAGCCGUCAUUAUGCUCUACCGGCAGAGUCUCAGUGUCCCGGCACCCUUGGCGAACGAGUUUAGCCCGACCGAGGAUGUGUCCAGCCCGUCAAGUCUAAGGCUAGAAGAGAAGGAGGACGAAGAUCUGGUGUUUUUGAAAUGUGCUGAAGCUGGCCAGAAGACGUUGAAACUUUACAGACAGCUUCACCGACAGCGCCUGGUCAAUUACACGUAUCUUGCCACUCAUCACCUAUUCAUGGCCGGCAUCUCCUUCUUGUACGCUGUUUGGCAUUCUCCGGCUGUCAGAGCGCGGUUGACUCUCGAUGAUUUCGACUUUACAGUCCUCGCUGCGACGUCUGUCCUCAGCGAUCUCAUGGAGAAAUGCCCACCAGCAGAAGCCUGUCGCGACGCUUUUGAGCGAAUGAGCAAGGCCACUGUCCAAAUGUGCAUGUCUACACCUGGAUUUGGCUUCUCGCUGGAGCCCCACGGAGACUACCAACCACGACAACCACUCGCCCGUCAAUCCAGCCUGCAGAGCCAGGCCGCACAAUCUCAGACCCAACCAAUGCCAAUGCAAAUCGACUCUUACCCUUCAUCAGCCUCCUCGACUGUCCCGCGCAUCGCUCCGAAACCAAUGCCUAGACGACCGCCGCCCAAAUUCGACAUGGAUCUCCGCGAGCUCUUCCCUGACGACCUCGAACCGAGUACCAGACCAUCUUUCUCCUUUCCUCAACCCCUCCAAAACCUCCAACAACAGCAAAGAUCGCCGCAGACGUCCAUGGCAGUGGGAUUGCCGCCGCUACAGCAGCAAUCACAACAUUCUCCUCGGCAGCAGCAAAUGUCCCCGGCGUCCAGCAUCAAUUCACAGAUCAACAACGGUUUCGGCAUGGGUACUUCCAACAACCCGUUACUGUUCAACAGCCAAUCUGCCACCCCACAGCCGACGCAAACGCGGCACCAGCAACAGCAGGACCAGCAGCCAUUCUACAUGCAAAAUACGUACAACCCCGAUUUUAUGUCCGGCUUGCCGGGUAUGGACUUUCUGAGCAACGCCAUCACAGGAGGCGGCGACGGAGAUCUCAACCUGGACGUGGGCGGUGGGUUGGAUCUGGGCUUCGGCAUGACCGGAUUGGAUUUCCAACAUGACUGGAGCGAUGGGCAAGGCCAGUAUGAUCUGUUUGACGGCUUUUUCUUCGGGAACAACUAUGGUGGUGGCAACGGGAAUGUUGGUGGUGGUAGUGGUAGUGGCGGAGGCGGCACAGGCGACGCAGGUGGCAGUUAA
Molecule: messenger RNA, 3126 nt
Organism: Fonsecaea nubica
Lineage: Eukaryota; Fungi; Ascomycota; Eurotiomycetes; Chaetothyriales; Herpotrichiellaceae
Exons: 2
Coding region: 1-3126 (1041 amino acids)
Biological process (GO): positive regulation of transcription by RNA polymerase II; DNA-templated transcription
Molecular function (GO): sequence-specific DNA binding; DNA-binding transcription factor activity, RNA polymerase II-specific; zinc ion binding
Source: RefSeq, a predicted model, not a curated record